UUUUUGUGAUUUUAUUUUCUACAUUUACAUAAAUUUGUUAUUGAUUCUUCCUAAUUUUUUUUAGAUGAGUAGUUUGUAUUUUCGAACUUUAGAUAGAGAUGCCGGUAGAAGGUAUCAAGAGAAAUUGACGAUUAAAGGGGAGAUUCACCCUGGUCCAAUUGAUGAAGAUUUGCCUAAUUUGUCUUUUGGUGACCUUUUUAUGUACCUGGUUAUGUCUAAAAAUGCUUAUGCACCUGAAUGUUUAAAAAAUUAUAAAUCUUUAGAAGCAUAUAAUUUUCUUUUAAAUGGUAAAGUGUUUGAUUUAAAACUUUAUAGAAAUGAUCUUUUGCAAGUUUGUGUGGUUACUUGCUGUGUACAAGCUAGCCAAACUCUUGGUAAAUUCCAUUUACCAUGGGCUGCUAUUGAAUGUAGUGGCAGUAUACUUAGUGCUCAUUGUUCUUGUAAAGCUGGGCUCGGCGAAACAUGUUCUCACGAUGCUGCACUUUUCUUCACAAUUGAAGCUGCUAUCAAGGAAGGUGUUAAUGACCCAGCAUGUACGUCACUGCCUUGUAUGGGGAAAAAAUCAGCUAAAAAGGAAAGCCAUCCGGAUGCACCUGUUUCAACUCUGUUUACAGAUAGUGAAGACACGCAGAGUGCAAGUAGUGAUGUUGAAAUGGACUCGCCAUUAGCACCAAAUAUGAUUGAUUUAGUUCAAAAAUUAUAUCCUUUAUCAACUCCCUUAUCUAGCAAACAAAAAGUUGAAGAAAGCCAUCCGGAUGCACCUGUUUUAAGUGAAGACACGCAGAGUGCAAGUAGUGAUGUUGAAAUGGACUCGCCAUUAGCACCAAAUAUGAUUGAUUUAGUUCAAAAAUUAUAUCCUUUAUCAACUCCCUUAUCUAGCAAACCAAAGGUUGAAGUUGUUAUGAAGCAGCUUGAAUCAAUCCGUGUGGACUGUGAUAACAUAGAAGAGGAGACCCGUAAUCAGGGUAUGUCUAGUACCUGGAUGCAUCACAGAAUGGGACGCAUCACCUCUUCUAUGUUUCAUAGAGUGGUUCACUGUCGAACUGGACAGGCUGGUAUUGUGAGAAAUAUAUUGCAAAUUGACAAGCCAUUCAGCUCUAAGGCAACACGAUGGGGUGUUGAAAAUGAACGGAAAGCUAUAUCAGCUUUCAUAAAAUAUGAAUCUAUAAAGCACGAAAGCUUUCAAUACUGUAGAACAGGGCUUCGGAUCGAUUCAAACUUUUGCUUUCUUGGUGCCUUACCAGACGGUAAAGUCAUGUGUGAUUGCUGCGAUCCUGACAGAAAACAAAACGAUUGGAGGUUCUCUUUAAAUCUGCCGGAGCUGAAAGUUUGAAGAAAGGUGCA
Molecule: messenger RNA, 1344 nt
Organism: Parasteatoda tepidariorum (common house spider)
Lineage: Eukaryota; Metazoa; Arthropoda; Arachnida; Araneae; Theridiidae
Source: RefSeq, a predicted model, not a curated record